Molecule: messenger RNA, 954 nt
Organism: Amoebophrya sp. A120
Lineage: Eukaryota; Dinophyceae; Syndiniales; Amoebophryaceae
Source: the annotation of a GenBank genome assembly
GUACUCCUACGCCAUCGCCGAUAAGGUGUUUGGUGCCAUCGUGUACAAAAGCGAACAAGUGACGCCAGACUCGUACACACCGGGAACGACGUAUGAGCAACGCAUGACUGCGUUUUUGCAAGAAGGACGAUACAACCGCAUGUGGAGUGAGGAAUUGCAAAAGCAGAAAGCAAUCCAUGAGGUAAAAAAGAUGUCUCUUGUUCAGUAUGUGCUGCGUGAUGAUGCAACUGCAGUAUUUGUCUUUUUGACAUGAAAAAUAAGUCACUUGUUCCCAUAACAGCAAGCGAAGGAAUCCGCAGCGGAGAGUAAGAAGAUCAUCCAGGAGGAGGUCGCCGUGUUGAACAAGAAGACUUCGGAGUUGCAGGCAUUGAUCGAGAAGCAGACCAGCAACGCCUCCAUGUAUGGACCGACCUGGUACUCCAAAGACAAGAGAAACAAAGGUGUCAAAGCACACAGGCAUACUCUUUUGGUAUGGUGGCCAAAGUGGGCCGAGGGCUUGCCCGGUGCCAUUAGAUUCCAGCACACAAGAUUCGGAUCCUAUGUCCCGGAUGAAGGUGUCAUGUGCACAAUGUAUUUUUACUUUCUCCAGGUGAGACAAUCGCGCUGCAAAACUUGUAAUGCAAGGCUGCUUUGACACAGAUGAUUGAAAAUUGCACUGCAUCAGGUGACGGCAAGAAGGGCAAGAAGGGUGCCAAGGCGAAGCCCUGGCGCCACACGUUCAUGUCGUCGCGGGGGAAAUGCCAGUACGGAUCCGGUUGCCGGUUCGCCCACCCCAAGGCCGGGGACAUCUCCAUCAACCAGUUCAAGGAGAUGAAGGAGAACAACAUCUACGGUGACAAGUUCAAGGGAGUGGAGUUUGAGGACUGGCGCAAGCCGGUCGAUGACAAGAAGGAUGAAUAGUUGAACUAUUGUCAUCGCAAGCUGCCAGUAGUGAGAGCACUGGCAGCCCUGUCG